Molecule: messenger RNA, 402 nt
Organism: Microthlaspi erraticum
Lineage: Eukaryota; Viridiplantae; Streptophyta; Magnoliopsida; Brassicales; Brassicaceae
Source: the annotation of a GenBank genome assembly
AUGUCUCGUAGAGCUCUAUGUCACAGCAAUCUCGAAAAGCUCUGGGAUGGAAUCAGGCAGUUGAAAACUUUUGCAGAUUGGGUCAGAGUGUUUCAAGGUGAGAGUAGUAGCAGCAAACGGAAAGAGCAGAGUGAAGGAGCCGCCGGGGUCUCCGAAGAUGGAAGUGUCGUCAAAAGAAAGAUCAACUUCUUCUCUCAAGCUGUAACCACUCUCUCCAAAUAUGGGAGCUAUGUGACGAGUGGGAGGCGUUUUCACAUGUAUUUCCUAGAAUGGACAUCGUCGUCGUCGUCACUGAUCAUCAACUUCCGACAAGGAUCGGUGAAUGAAAACUUGAGAUUUCUUUUUCCGUGGAGUUCUCUUUCCGUCGAUUUCCUACAGAUUUCAUCCGGCGGCGGUGGAUAG